CCAAUAAUCCCCCUUUUCUUUACCUUCCCUUCCCCUCUGUCCCUUCCUCUGUCUCCUCCUUUCACCCUCUGUAACUCUGUUCCGCUACCUUCUCCUUCUGCCCCUAUCCCAAUUCUUUCUCCUCGCCCACUGCGCUUCUCCCCACCACAGGCCCCCUCCUCCAGGCUCGCCCCCAGCCUCCUCCGAGUGAUGUGGCUGGGCCUGGCAGAGUGCGCUACUGCUUCUCAGUUGGUAAACAUAUAUGGACGUGACGUGACAACUCGGCUGCAUAUCGUUUGUGAAGCUCCACUGCGCCACAAGUGCAUGACUCCUCUUAAAUUCGUGGGUUAUCAAAUGUUCAAUUUAGGAGCCUGAGAUGUCAGCUGUUCAGAUGGGUGUGACCCCUCCAGGUGUCACCUAUGUUAUGAGUGAGGUGCACAAGAGGCAGAGAGAUUUUUUAGCCACAGAGUGUGUGGCCACCCAAGUGAGUCAUCACUUGCAACGUAAACUGGACUUAAAUUCUGCAUCUUUUCUAAGUGAAGCCAAAUUUCACUUCGUGGGCAGUGCAGCUGAAAACCUUGUAACUUCUAUCAGUGAUGACAGAGACCUCCUUUUAGUACUUGGACCUCCAUACACUCUACAGUACUUUAAGGCUGUGCAUGAAGGACAUGGACGGUAUUUUAUGAAGUGGAAUAAAUGCAAAUGGAAUGGGACUAAACCCCGCUAUGUUAAUGAUGAGAAUUACCUCUCGGCAACUUCUCUUCGGAAUCAUGUAACCUCCUGUGUGCGUUCAUCAUUAGAGGGUGCGACAAUAUCAGAGAAGAAGGUGGUCAAGAUACUGGUUUGGAAGCAGGCAGUGCGGGUCAUCUUAAAAGAUGAAUAUGACGGAACCAAGCAUAUUGUUGAUGUCAUCCCACAGAUAAUGGGGGGUAAGUGGAGCACAGUAGAUGGACUAGUGUCCUUGGGAAGCCUGGAACCCGAGUUACAGAAAUUAAUUACUGAAAUUGAAGCUGCCGGAAACUCUGCCAUACUGUAUUCCCUCUUUGGUGCUGCUGGUACAUCUCUGCACACUUUCACUACCAAUUAUUCAAUACUAGAAAGAGAAUUCUUUCUCAAAAAUCAUGGCUUGCGAGAAGUGGUUAUGUUAGCAAAGUUGAUCCUUAGUGGCCACCACUGGAAGGACAAGUAUGGUAUUAAAGCUGCACAUCUCAAGCGAGUUGCUUUAGGAAACAUUACCACUCUCGGUCAACUUAAUCCAUGGCAAGGUAUGCAACAUCUCUUCCACCUGAUGGUAUCACAACUACAAACUGGCUACUUAGAUGGCUUCCCAGACCUGCACUGUGACCUCCUUUGGCACAAAACUGAAGAAGACUGUCAGUAUUUGGCCAAGGCUAUUAUGAAUGUAAUGAUGACCCUUGACCCAAAAUUCCUUGCAAAUUACCUGUAAAUGAGUAGACCUCAAAACAAGUCAUAAAUACACACACAAGUGUAUGAACAUUGUACACAGUAUUUAAUUCCAGAAGAAUUAAUAUCUAUUGUAUUAUAAUUUGUGAUUUUUAUACCAAUUAUUUUUUUUUUUAAAGGCAGGAGCUAUUCAUAACUGGAGUUGGGUUUGUAAUGUACUUUUAUGGAUAAGGAGAAAAUGACCUAGAGUCUAAGGCUUAGACAGUCGGAUCUGAACAGGUUUGUUAAGAUAAGAUCUUUAGAUUUUAUUCAUCAAGAAUUAUAAAUGAGUUGUAUGCCAAUGAUCAUGAUAUAAUCACACAAAGAACUCUCUUAGAUAAAUAGCAUCAGCUUUUUCAGAAGUUAUUAUAGUAUAUCUUUUCUUGAUUAUCAUAAAUUAUUUUUUGCAAUCAUUAAGGAUUGUGAGGAAAUGUCUGUGAUACAUUCACAUUUUCAUAAUGGAAUAUUAAACUAAUAUAAGCUAGA
Messenger RNA from Homarus americanus (American lobster), 1908 nucleotides. RefSeq lists its product as uncharacterized. Lineage: Eukaryota; Metazoa; Arthropoda; Malacostraca; Decapoda; Nephropidae. The coding region runs from base 356 to 1426 and encodes 356 amino acids. The record is from RefSeq and is a predicted model, not a curated record. The transcript is spliced from 8 exons.